CAAAAAGUUCAAGAUGUCAAGAAGGUUAUUCAGAAGCGGAUGGUGGAUAAUGAUGAAGCCAUGAUCUAUAUGGAACCUGAGAAACAAGUUAUAUCGAGGUCUGCUGAUGAGUGUGUUGUGGCCCUCUGCGACCAGUGGUAUUUAGAUUACGGUGAAGUGAACUGGAAGAAACAGGCAUCAGAGUGCUUGAAACAUCUAGAGACGUUUUGUGAAGAGACCAGGAGAAACUUUGAAGCUACUUUAGGUUGGCUACAAGAGCACGCGUGCUCCAGGACGUACGGCUUAGGCACCCGCUUACCUUGGGAUGAGCAGUGGCUGAUAGAGUCGCUCUCUGACUCCACGAUCUACAUGGCCUAUUACACCGUGGCUCAUCUGUUACAGGGGGACAACCUGAGGGGCCAGGGAGAAUCUCCCCUAGGCAUCGGGGCGUAUCAAAUGACCAAAGACGUCUGGGAUUACAUCUUCUUCAAGGCGGCUCCAUUUCCUAAAACCGAGAUUCCAAAAGAAAAGUUGGACAAGCUAAAGGAGGAGUUUGAAUUUUGGUACCCUGUGGAUCUCAGAGUUUCCGGCAAGGAUCUUGUCCCGAACCAUCUGUCGUACUACCUCUAUAAUCACGUGGCCAUGUGGUCGGAGCAGAGAGAAAAAUGGCCAGUAGCUGUGAGAGCAAAUGGACAUCUCCUGCUUAAUUCUGAAAAGAUGUCUAAAUCCACAGGCAACUUUCUUACCCUGACUCAAGCUAUUGACAAGUUCUCUGCAGAUGGCAUGCGUUUAGCCUUGGCUGAUGCUGGAGACACUGUCGAGGAUGCCAACUUUGUGGAAGCCAUGGCAGAUGCUGGUAUUCUUCGACUCUACACAUGGGUGGAGUGGGUGAAGGAGAUGAUUGCAAACAGAGACAGUCUGAGAAGUGGUCCUGCCGACACCUUCAAUGACAGAGUCUUCGCCAGUGAAAUGAGUGCGGGUAUAAUGAAGACAGACCAAAAUUAUGAGAAGAUGAUGUUUAAGGAAGCUCUGAAAACUGGCUUCUUUGAGUUUCAGGCAGCAAAGGAUAAAUACCGUGAGCUGGCGAUAGAAGGGAUGCACAGAGAGCUGGUGUUUCGGUUUAUCGAGGUUCAGACUCUGCUGUUGGCUCCUAUCUGUCCCCACUUAUGUGAGCACAUCUGGGCACUGCUGGGAAAGCCUGACUCGCUCAUGAGAGCCUCCUGGCCGACAGCAGGUCCCGUGGAUGAGGUGUUGAUUCGCUCCUCUCAGUACCUCAUGGAAGCAGCUCAUGACCUCCGGCUGCGUCUCAAGAGCUACAUGGCCCCUGUGAAAGGAAAGAAAAGUAGUAAAGAACCUUCCCAGAAGCCUUCCCACUGCACCAUCUACGUGGCGAAGAGCUACCCGCCUUGGCAGCACACCACCUUGUCGGUUCUGCGCAAGCACUACCAGGUCAGUGGAGGUCAGCUCCCAGAUAACAAAGUAAUUGCCAGUGAGCUGAACGCCUUGCCGGAGCUGAAGAAGUAUAUGAAGAAGGUUAUGCCUUUUGUUGCCAUGAUUAAGGAAAAUCUGGAGAAGAAUGGUUCACGUGUUCUGGAUCUGGAACUGGAGUUUGACGAGCGUGCGGUGCUCAUGGAGAACAUCGUCUAUCUGACAAAUUCCCUGGAGCUGGAUCACAUUGCAGUGGAGUUUGCCUCUGAAGCAGAAGAUAAAAUAAGAGAAGACUGCUGUCCUGGAAAACCUUUUUCUGUAUUCAGAACGGAGCCCAGCGUGUCCGUGUUUCUGGUGAACCCUCAGCCAUCAAAUGGCCACUUCUCCACAAAAAUCGAGAUCAGGCAAGGAGACAGCAGAGAGACAGUGAUCAGGCGCCUCAUGAAGAUGGAUAGAGGGAUCAAAGAUCUCUCGAAGGUGAAGCUGAUGAGGUUUGAUGAUCCUGUGCUUGGGCCACGCCGUGUCCCGGUCCUCGGCAGAGAAGAAGCGGAGAAGACGCCCAUUCCGGAGCAAGCCACCUUCCACAUUGACCUGGAGGAGAAGCACGUCCGCAUCUCUGAGAACGGCCUGACGAAGGACAUCGGCGACACCAUCGUGUACCUGGUGGUUUCCAGCGUGGGAGAGAACCUCUCCGAGGCACUGCCGCCCGUCUCACGCGUCCAGGGGAGGCAGCGGGUUUGGAUGGAGCUGUCUGUCCGCAUCCAGCCGGGAGCCCGUCACCUCGGGAAGGAGUUGGCGGCUGACCGAGGCAUCGGGAAACCCGUUCCUUCUCGUGCCUCGUCUGCAGGUUCUUGA
Molecule: messenger RNA, 2262 nt
Organism: Eurypyga helias (sunbittern)
Lineage: Eukaryota; Metazoa; Chordata; Aves; Eurypygiformes; Eurypygidae
Gene: LARS1
Product: leucyl-tRNA synthetase
Exons: 19
Biological process (GO): leucyl-tRNA aminoacylation
Molecular function (GO): leucine-tRNA ligase activity; ATP binding
Source: RefSeq, a predicted model, not a curated record